AAAGUUUAGUUUUAUGGGUUGGGUGAAAUUCCGUUCGUGUAGGUGGCAGAUCCGAGCGAUUACCGACUUAUUGAAUGUAGGCGGUGAAAUUGGAUGAACCAAAUAACAAGGAACACUGAAACACGCGAGAACGUAGAGAAGGGAGGAAAACGAAUCGGAUACUUCAGCUUUGCAGGUUCCGUUUAGAUCUCUGUUCGUCUUCUAGUCAUUGGGAUCACCUUGUGACAGUUCUUACACAGGAAUUCCAUGCAAUCGGUUCUGUCAUUUUCUCUAGUUCUGGCGCUUCUAUGUUCUCUUUCUAUCUCUUCAGCCUAUAGGAAGGAGCUGCGAAAUAAGGAGGUGAACCAGGAAGAUGUGAAAGUGGUCCAUACAGCUCAAUCCACAAGAGUUGACCCAUCGCGGGUUAUCCAAAUCUCUUGGCGACCAAGGGUCUUCUUGUAUAAAGGUUUUCUAUCUGACGAGGAGUGUGAGCACCUUGUUUCGUUGGCACGUGGAAAGCUAGAAAAGUUUGCUUUAAAUGAAAGUGACUCAGAGAGUUCUGUUACAAAAUCUCAACUUUCAAGUUCUGCAACUCCCUUGGAAACAGACCAAGAUGAUGUAGUUGCAAGGAUUGAGAACAGAAUUUCCACUUGGACCUUUCUUCCCAAAGUAAGCAGCACUCCUCUGCAUGUUUUGCAUUAUGGGAUAGAAGAGACAAAGAAGCAUCUUGAUUAUUAUGGUGAUGAAGGCAGGAGUCAGCCUUUGAUGGCAACAGUGGUCUUGUAUCUGUCGAAUGUCACUCAAGGUGGUGAGAUUUUCUUCCCCAAAUUAAAGCUCAAGAACACUUAUCUGAAUGAUGGCUCAUGGUCUGACUGUGCAAAACAUACUUUUGCCCUCAAACCUAUUAAAGGAAAUGCACUACUAUUCUUUAAUGCCCAUCCCAAUACGAUCCCUGACGAGAGCAGCUCGUAUUCUAGAUGUCCUGUCCUUGAUGGGGAAAAGUGGUGUGCCAUGAAAUUCUUCUACAUCAGAGCUAUUAGUGGGGAGAAGGUUCUGUCUGAAUUAGGCAACAGCGAGUGCACGGAUGAAGAAGAAAGUUGUCCGAGGUGGGCUGCUCUGGGAGAGUGCCAGAGGAAUCCUGUAUACAUGAUUGGUACUCCUGACUACUACGGUUCUUGUAGGAAAAGUUGUAAUGCAUGCAGAUGAUUUUGGGUUUCGACAUUUUGAUUAGCCUUUUGGGUUCUGGCAAGGGAAAGGAAAAGAAAUUUUCUUUGUUGAACAAAAUAGAACAAUCAUCUGAAAAAAAUUGAUUUCUGUAAUGUGCCAAGCUUCUUAACAGCUUAAGAAGGCUGGUGUUGAUGCUGAAUCUUGACUGAUAGAAUUACAAAGUUAAAUUGAUGAGAUUUUUAAGGGGUCAUUGAUUGGUUUAAUGGUAAAAUCUCGGGUUGAAUU
Molecule: messenger RNA, 1431 nt
Organism: Nelumbo nucifera (sacred lotus)
Lineage: Eukaryota; Viridiplantae; Streptophyta; Magnoliopsida; Proteales; Nelumbonaceae
Source: RefSeq, a predicted model, not a curated record